Messenger RNA from Durio zibethinus, 2191 nucleotides. Its product is annotated as Transducin/WD40 repeat-like superfamily protein. NCBI's taxonomy places the organism in Eukaryota, Viridiplantae, Streptophyta, Magnoliopsida, Malvales, Malvaceae. Gene Ontology annotation, biological process: ribosome biogenesis. The record is from RefSeq and is a predicted model, not a curated record. Gene Ontology annotation, molecular function: protein binding.
GCUGAUUUGAAGUUUUACCAUAAACUAAAACCCUAGCUCUCACUUCUCUGCCUUUUCCUUCUUCCAAAGCCCCUACCUUGUUUCCGCUUCUUUUUUUUCUCUAACAUUGACAACCCAAAGGAAAGAAAAAGCUCUGAAGAAAAAUGGAAAUUGACAGAGAAACCAAUGAAGACAACUCAAGGAGGAUUCAAGUCAGAUUUUUAACGAAGCUAAAAGCUCCAUAUAAAGUUCCCACAACAGCCAUUGCCAUCCCUUCUGACCUCUCUCGUUUUGGCCUUUCCUCCAUUGUUAACAAGCUUCUGCAGGCUGUGGAUUCUGAGUGGAAAACUGAGCCCUUUGAUUUUCUGAUCAAUGGAGAGCUGGUUAGGAUGUCGCUUGAGCAGUUUCUUCUUGCCAAGGGCAUUUCUGCGGAGAAAAUUUUGGAAAUUGAGUACAUAGUAGCUGUUGCCCCUCGAAAAGAGGAAGAGCCUUCUCUGCAUGAUGAUUGGGUCAGUGCAGUUGACGGUUCUAGUCCUUGGUUCAUUUUGACUGGUUGCUAUGAUGGGUUAGGACGGGUAUGGAAAGGAGCUGGAUGGUGUACACAUAUACUAGAAGGACACAGUGGUCCAAUUUCUUCUGUUAGUAUCAUCAACUCUGAAGGGGCAGGAAGUGCUACAGUUGCCACUGCUUCAAAAGAUCAAACUCUGAGGCUGUGGAAGUUUGAUGCAGAGGACUCCAGUGAUCACCCUGCAAGGAUAAGGGCAUUCAAGAUCUUGCGUGGUCAUAAUGCAUCUAUACACAGUGUUGCAGCAAAGACUUCCGGAGACCUGGUUUGCUCAGGUUCUUGGGAUUGUACAAUCAACUUAUGGCGGACAAAUGACUCUGAUACAGAUGGAGAUGUGGUGACAAUCAAGAAAAGAAAGGUGAAAAAUAAAGCUGAGGAAUCUCAAUCAGAGGGAGAGGCUGUGUCUACACUCGUGGGUCAUACACAGUGUGUUUCAUGUGUGGUUUGGCCUCAACAUGAGACAAUUUAUUCUGCAUCAUGGGAUCAUUCUGUCAGACGAUGGGAUGUUGAGACAGGCAAAGAUUUGUCAGAUAUAUUCUGUGGCAAAGUCCUUAACUGCAUUGAUAUAGGAGGUGAAGGAUCGGCUCUCAUUGCUGCCGGUGGUUCUGACCCAAUUCUUAGAAUAUGGGAUCCUCGUAAGCCAGGAACAUCGGCACCUGUGUUUCAAUUCUCUUCACAUAGUUCUUGGAUUUCGGCUUGCAAGUGGCUCAAUAGGUCUUCUUUUCAUUUACUUUCUUCAUCCUAUGAUGGGAAAGUAAUGUUGUGGGAUCUAAGAACAGCGUGGCCUCUUGCUAUCAUAGAUACGCACAAGGACAAGGUAUUAUGUGCUGACUGGUGGAAGGGUGACAGUGUGGUCAGUGGUGGGGUGGAUGCGCUGCUUCAAAUUUCUUCAGACAUCUGUAUCCAGUGAGAACACAAACAGCAUCUCAAACUUGAGACCAGAUGAUGAGCGUGCUUCCUUUUUCUUUUGUUUUUCCUUCCAAAAGGGAUGGAUGAUAGACACUGCAUGUUUAUGUCAGCUGUGUUAUUCUUUGACAUGAUGCUGAAAAUGGAGCCGGACGAUUUCAUGGCAAGUGAGAGGUUAUAACUUAUAGCAUUAAAGGAUUAGUGUCAUCUUUCAACCAAUUUUGUUCAGGGACCUUUAACUUGUGUAAAAAAGCACAUAGGGCUUAACAUUUCCUUCAAAUGUUGACUUAAAAGAUUGUGUUCUAUUUGUUCAAUUAUCAUUACAUUGUUUAUGUUUUACUUGAUGCAUUAAAGUUGAUAGGAUUAGUUAAGUGAACUGUUCUUUGAGUUCAAUAUUAAUGGUUUUAAAACUCGUACAUCCAUGCUGCAGGACACUUUUAUUUGAAUUGGGAUCUCUCCUAUCACGUGAGAGAAUUAUCCUCCAUAAUUGUCUCAUGCUACUAAAGUGUUGGAUGUGAUAUUUUCUUAUAAAAAACAUUUUUCCAUUUUCUUUUAAAAAACAUUUUUCCAUCAUGUUCCCCACCUUUUUGAACAUGAUGAUGGUUUGCUUUAGUCUUUUUAUGGGGGCUUUUGGGCUUGUCUUCAUUUGUUUAUUGUCAUUUAGCAGAUCUUGGAAAGCACAUUUAUUUGAGCUGGUAGGCCAAUCUGACAAGCCCGUUGAUGUGAUCUAAGCUCUUAACA